Molecule: messenger RNA, 1828 nt
Organism: Girardinichthys multiradiatus
Lineage: Eukaryota; Metazoa; Chordata; Actinopteri; Cyprinodontiformes; Goodeidae
Gene: mtpn
Product: myotrophin
Exons: 4
Coding region: 283-639 (118 amino acids)
Biological process (GO): regulation of barbed-end actin filament capping
Cellular component (GO): nucleus; cytoplasm
Molecular function (GO): protein binding
Source: RefSeq, a predicted model, not a curated record
UUACCUUCCGGGUAACGGUGUCGGAAACAUUUCUGGUGUGCAGAAAGGCGGAUCCCCUUUUUGCCACUUUUGUCUUUUAGAACUUCUGUAGGACCAAUUUUUGCUUGUCAAUCAUCGGCUGCGUUUGAACAUUUAAGGAAACUUUGCCACGCUGUGUGUUUAAGCUGCUCUAUUUUCAGACCAGCUCUUCGGCGUUAUUCAUAGCAGCGAUAAGAAGUGUUAGUCCACCGUUAGCGAGCUAACUUUUUACUGCACAACAAGGAAGGUGCUGUACACAAGAAGAUGGGAGAUAAAGAACUGAUGUGGGCAUUGAAAACCGGUGACAUGGACGAGGUUAAAGCCAAGUUCGUUACGUCUGAAGAUGUAAAUCGGACCCUGGAAAGUGGGAGGAAGCCUCUUCAUUACGCUGCAGACUUUGGCCAAGCGGAAGUGGUGGAGUACCUUAUUAGUAAGGGAGCAGAUGUCAAUGUUCCAGACAAGCAUGGCCUCACUCCACUGAUCUCUGCCUGUUAUGAGGGCCACCUCCAAUGUGUCAAGAUCCUGAUAGAGAAGGGAGCUGACAAAACCCAGAAAGGCCCGGACGGCUGCAGUGCCUUUGAAGCUGCUGAGAGGGAAGACAUAAAGGCUCUGCUCAAGUGAAACACCACAGUAAGGGAGGUGGCUGGACAGGUGGAUGAACAGGCUUACAGAUGGAUGCAGUGGUCCCCUGACAGAAGAUUGACUCAGCCCAUUUACUCCAAUCAACCUCUGUCUUAACACUGCUUUGGUCUGUUUGUUGGAGGUUCAUUUUGUCUGUCUGGUGAUUUUCCUUUACCUUGUAUUUUUCUUUCUAGUAUUUUCUCUUCUUUUGGCCUCUGUCUGUUAGCAGGAGGACAUAUAAUAAUCUCCCUCAGGGACCAAAUACUGGGGGAGUUCUGUUGAACCUGGAUCAUAUAACACUGUUCAGACUAGACAUUAAAUUCUGUAAGGUUAGCACUUAAAUAUGCAUCUGAAUUUCUGCUGUCUUAAACUAAAAUAAAUCAUACCGUAACAGAUCAAUAGUGUUCAUUUUUCCACAGUUUUAGUACGUGUGGCCAGUGUUUGAACUCAUGAACAGUAAUUGCACUGAUAAAUAAGACGGCUUAAAAUGCAAGGUUGUAAUGUUUCACUAAGUUAAUAGAAUGUGUAGCUUCUUUUUGAUUGACCAAACAUCUUCUCAUCUUGAACAGUUUUAAAAUACUGGGUUAUAAAAAUUGAGGUCAGAUUUUGUUCUUGUGUUUAGGCAUAUCACUCACAUAUCAAAUGGCAUUUAAAGAAUUUUACAUAAUAGAGUUGAAAUCUGUGUUUAUUUUAUUUUAUUUUUUGACCAAUCACCAUGCUGGGUUACUAGAAAGACAUGAAUGUUGCAGUUUUAAAAUCUGUUAAUAAAUCAUUUAGAAAAAUUGCACACAAAAAGGAAAUUUCAGAGAUGUUCAUGUUUUUUGUUUUGUUUUUUUUUUUUCACCUUGAGUGAGUUUUCAGAGCAAAAAUCACUUUUUCAUAGCAACAGCUUUCUUUGAUCUGUAGCUGAUGGGGCUCCAGGUGCUGAGAAUGAUGGGUAAACAUGAGUUAGAGUUGAAACUUGAUCAUGGGGCUGUUGAUAUUUCUCCUUGCCUUGGAUUUGCUAAGACGCCCUGCCUGUUUUGCUGCAUGUUAAAACUGCCUCUGCUUUUAUGCUAAGAAAUGGUUACUGUCCUCUUGGUUGCUUUCAAAUGAAUUGCUAAAUAUGUGCUGAACUAAAAGAUGCUCACGCUGACUUUGUUGUGACAAACGUCUGUAAAAAAAACAAUAAAAAAAAAUUGCAUAAAAA